UCUGAAUGGUAGGGAGAAGAGAUCGUCUUUUUGAGACGCCAUCUUAAAAUAAAGUGAUAUAAGUUUUUGGUAGCGUAGAUAAUAGUUAAAAUCCAAAGUAAUCUUUGUUAAGGGAUAAGCAAUUGAAUUUAAACCAUUAUUGUUUUCUAUAUUAAGUCUUAAGAGACCAAGUUGGUAGUCAGUGCGAGGGGAACUCCUGAUGGUGUGUACAUCGCAGCAUGUCUGCACUCUCAACGCCGGGCGGCGGAGGCACUACGGCGCAGAGCAAGCCGACGUCCGGCAAGCAAAAAUAUCAGAAAUUGGACAUCAAUAGCUUGUAUUGCGCUAAUAGAAAUGAAAACUCAGAACCGUCCUCAGUAAAAUCUCAACUAAGCCGCAAACAUGGAAUGCAAAGUCUUGGAAAAGUACCAUCCGCUCGAAGACCACCAGCUAAUUUGCCAUCUUUGAAAACUGAAAUUGGUCAAGAUACAACUGCCAACUCAACUUCUGCUGUUACUACAACCGUAUCUGCACCACCACCAUGUACUACCCAAACAACAACAGCACCAUCGAACAGCAAUGUGGUUGUCGGCCCAGGCGGUUGGGUGUCGUUACCACCACCGUCAUCUCCACACUUCCGCACAGAGUUUCCCUCUUUGGAAGCAGCCGCACAACCAUCACAUCGUACCGGAGAACACACUGGACCUCAGCCACAACUGAGACCACAAACGGAAGGCAGCUGGACGUGCGGUGGAUCAGUGAGCGGCAGGCAAGAAAGUGGUUCCGCUCCCGUUGCUGCCGCACCUGCUGCGGCUCCCACCUCGCAACAAACUCCAGCAUUCCGCGCCAUCUUGCCAUCCUUUUUGAUGAAAGGUAGCAGUGGUAGUGGAGGGCUCGGGUUAGGCGGUCUCGGAGCGCUGCGUGAGCGCGGCGGUGGGGGAGCCGGUAGUGGCCCCCAGCGAGAGCGCGGUGCCACCCGAGCACCUCCCACGCCCCGCGCCGUCGAAGUACUCACGGCGCGACCCAUUCUGCGUGACGAGCAGAUUUCUUCCCUCGACGAUAUUUCACGUGAUGCUGGCUGGGCUCAGCACGAUGACAUCGAUUACGACCAAAAAUUGGACUUUUCCGAUGGAGAAUCUUCAGCUCCCACAAAAGGGAGCACUAAGAGCAGUAGCACUCGGGCCAGCAUCGAAAGUGAACGAGCUGAAAUAAAAAUGCAUGAGCUUGGUGAUGAAGACCAAAUGUGGGCUGAAAGACGACAAAAGCAAAAUAAUGAAGUAGCACAAGCCGUUGCACGUGCUCGGCAACGGAAAGAAGAAGAGCAGCGCCGGCAAUUACGGGACGCCCCCUCAUCUAACUCUCAAUCUAAAGAUUUUCGUGGAGAUCGGGAACGCAACGAAAAUCGUGAAAGGGAUUUGGAACCAAGGGAUAAAGACAGGGUCGAAAGUAAAAAUAGAGAUCGUGUCGAGCGCGAUAGGGAUCGGAUUGAUAAGGAGAAAGAAAGAAACGAUUGGGAUACACGAGAUAAAGAUCGUGUACAUGAAAACAGAGAUCGUAAUCGAAUGGAUGCUAGGGAACGAUUUGACAAUAGAGAUCGCGACUUGAAAUCUGAUCGGGAACGUGAUGUACGAGCGGAUCGUGAUAACGACCUUCGAGAUCGUGAUCGUGCCGAAAAUAGAGAUAGAGGUCGCGGCGAGAAUCGAGAGCGUCAUGAAAAUGAUAAAGAGAGGAUGGAUAAUCGUAAUGAGAGAGACAGAGCAGACCGUGAUAGGUUCGAUAGAGAAAGAGAACGUGAUCGCGAACGUGAACGUGAGCGUGACCGAGAUAGAGAUACAGCAAGAGAAAGAAAUGAUAGAGACCGCGAGUUUAGAGAUCGUGAUCGAGAGUAUGGUCGCGAUCGUGAUCAAAAUAAUCCAGCGUUUUCCAAGACUUUUCAAGCAAAUAUUCCACCCCGAUUUUUGAAACAACAACAAAACAGACAACAAGACGAUCCAAAAGCAGGAUGGGCCUUUUCGGGUAAACCUGCCCCAAGGAGACAAGAUGUACAGCCUUUUUCUGCUCCGAGACAUGUACAGCACAACAAUGGUCGCAGAUCUUAUUCCAGGGAUUAUUCAGAUCGAGAAGAAGUUUUUAGAAGGGAGAAAGAAGGACCUGGACCGCAAUGGCGGUCUGAAAUGCAAGAUUUUGAAAGAUUCGGAAAGGAUCUUGAGAGGUCUAAUUCUAAAGAAUCUUAUAAAGAAUAUGUCGACUACAAAGAUAGAAGAAACGAAUGUGACAAAAGAAGUACUGAAAAUAUAAUUGAAACUAAUUCUAGAUCUGCUGCAGAAAAAUUGAGUGAAGUAUUUGAAAGAAAAAGCAUUGGAAUAUCAGAGACUGUAUCCUCUGAUUCAUCAGUGCAAACUCCUGGCUCUAUAAAACUAAGUUCACCUGUACCUCCUUCUGCAAGAGAAUCAUCUGAAAAAGAGUUUAGUAAAACAUCUUGGGCAGAUGCUGUUCAAGAUGAACAAACGCAUAUUGCAACAUUAAAGACUUCUCUUGAAAAAGUGUCUGUGCUAAUGGAUAAUGACAAGGUUCCUAAAGACCCACCAAAAGUAGAAAAUGAUGAACCAAGUCAUGCUUCUCAAUCAGCAAAAAAUGUAUCUCAACUUUCUUUGUCUUUAUCUAAAGGAAAUUUAAUUCCAUCACUUUCUCAGAUCCAAUCUCAAAAACCUGAAACUAGUACAUCAAAUACUCAAGGUAUUAGUUACAAUCAAGUACUAUCUCAAUCAGGAUCUUUAGCUAAUUCCACUCAAUCUGUUCUUAAUAAUAAUCACACACAAAUGUCUUUCCCUGAACAACAAGUUGCAAAACCAUCUUUUUCUGCUGUUUCCAAACAAAAUUCUCAAAAUGAAAAUCUUCAUAAUUCUUCAUUACUUUUACCAACAUCAAAGCAAAUGCCUGAGCCACAAACUCAAAUAGCAAAACCUAAAUUGUCAGCUGCUAAAACAGAAAAAGAACUUUCUGAAUCUGAUUCGGUAGUACCAAAAUCCAGUACUGAGCCAACUGUGAAGUACAAUGAAACGCAGUCUACAGAUUCACUUCAAGAUUGCAAUGAAGGUCAAAAACGUCACACUGAUGACAAGAAAAAUGAGAGAUUUACUAAUGAACAACAUAUCAAAAUUCCCCUUAAAGAACCCAUAGAAAGGAAGUCUAGUGGGUCUGGUUCUGAGAAAAAGGUUAGAGGCUAUGCAGGAAGCGGAGGAUAUGCUGUGUACAAUAGAGGUUGGGGAUCAAGGGAAUCUCGUGGAAGACGGUCACAUCGCAGUUCCCGUUCAAAUAAUAGGGCUAGUGAAUCUGAUGGAUCUACUGAUGGAGCUCUCAAUUCAGAACGCAGGGAACGGCGUAGAGCACCUCGUAGUCCACGAGGACCGAAAAAGUCUGAUAAGCCUGAUGAGUUAAAUCCCGCAGUACAAGAUCAAACUCCGACAACUAUUGAUAUAUUGGAAAAUCGAGAACCGUUUGCACCUCGCGGGCAACCUUCUAGAAGGGGUAGGGGUGGUUUCCAGGGAUCCGCACGUCCACCAGCUCCUGCUAAAAGAGUAGUAGGAUAUGGCCCUCCUAAUACGAAGAGUCCAUUCAGUCAAGCCAAUAGAGCAGUGAAAGAUACUGAAGAAGUUAAGGAUAACAUUGAUGAUAGAGGAAAACCAAACAAGCCACGUGCUGGUUCGACGUCAGGUAGAGGACGUGAUCGUCGUCCUAAAGGUGGAGCUCCGAGUGGGGAAGAUGAAAAUUGGGAAACGACAUCUGAACAUUCCGAAGGAGGUGGUACUUCCGGUCGCCGUCGUUCUGCUCAAUCUCAAAAGAAUAGUAGAAAUGCUAAUUCCAGUAAUCGUCAAAAUGGACGUAUUUCACAAGGAGGAAAGAAAGACGUAGUUACAGGUGAAAAUAAAACUGCUGCUGAAAUAACUGAGGCCAUUUCUGAUCUGAAGUUAAACACUAAAAAUGACGAAGUUAUCGAUGACGGUUUUCAAGAGGUCCGCAAUAAAAAGAGUUCCAAAGAUACCCGACCACCUGCAAAAGAAGAUGGUCAAGGUUCUGGAAAACAGUCAAGAUCUCAUUCUAAUCAAGGAAAUGGUCGCAAUCGAUCGUCGACUAGAAACUCCAAUGAUAAAUCCACAAACAGAAGCUCCGCCCCAGUACCAGGCAAAUCCGGAUCUCAAUAUGAUAGACCUCGACAGGCGAACUUAGCCCCUCGUUUUGUGAAACAACGACAGCAAAGGCAGCAAGUAGGCGGCUUAGUGAGCGCAUGCGGCCCCGAUACCGGCGCCGCACCGCCGCCACCCGCAGUUAAUGCAUGGGAUAAACCCAUAUCCCAAACCUUACGUGGUAAUGUAGAAGAAAAUGUAGAUUUAGUUGAAAAUAAAUCUGCGCAAUCCAGUCAGCGUAGCACACCAGCUGAGACGUCGACUGAUAUCAAGACUGCUCCCACUCCUUGUACUCUAUCUGCUGAUAAAACAAGUAUGUUAGAUGGAGCAACGCCGCCUGUAGAAACCAUAAUUUUUGAAAAUACCAACUAUAAGACUGCUACACCAGAUGAGGCCUUGCAACAAAAAUAUCAACUAAAUUCUAAUAUGUCUAAAAAUCAAACUGAAGAAGUAUCCACUGAAAUAGAUAGUCGUUCCCUGACAUUUAACGGAGAAGUUAGGGGACGUCCUAGAUCCAUACAAGAACUUAUGGCAGAGAGUGGGAGACAAUCUGCAGAAGGGGACGCGUCGUUAGGCUUACAAAUGUCAUUUGACACAACACAAAAAACAGAAGAUUCUGACAUGAAACUUGAUUUUGGCUUUGAUUCAGAUUUGGGACAACUUUCAGAAGAUAAAUCAGCUAAGUCGCUGGGUUUACCACGUGGUGUCCACAUGAGCACUUCUAAUACGAUUUCGCCUCUGGCAGCUGAUCUUAAUUUAAAAAUCGCUAGUGUUAAGAAGGUCUGGGAGAUGCCUGCUGUUGCGGAAAAUACGGAGGAAUUACAAUUUACUGGAUUUGAAGAAACCAAUACAGAAAGCGCUCCACCUAAUGUGUGCAAAGUGAAGCCAACGCAACAAUUGCAGUCCCCACCGCCUCAACAUUACAACCACGUGGGCUAUCAGGGAGGGUACGGUGGGCUAUCAGUUCCGUCGCCGCCUGCCAUGUUGUUUAACUCAUCACAGCAAUUGUUAGGAUCUUCUCAACAGCUUCCCCAGCAGGGUGGACUUUACGGAGCUUUCUUGGAUCAGAGUAGAGGUCAAUUUGGUGGUUUUCCUGGUACUCCAUAUGGCGCCGGUUCAGCGGCCCCCUAUAACUACCAACCGCCACCGGAUAUGUUUUCUAGUAUUCCAAGCCAAUAUAGGAUGGCAGCAGGCGGGGGUGCAGCUUUUGGCCAAUCAGGGCAGCUUGGAAACAGUCCUAGUACAGUGCUCAUAUCUAGUACAUCUAAUUCUCUAAUGUCUGCAACUGUGAAGCCCACUACUCAACAAAUUGGUGCCAUAGGUGCAGGCAGCAAAGGCGGCGGUGUGGGUGGAGUAGGAGGCGUCAACACCUACGGCCAACAGUACCUAGGAUACUCAGGACCUGUGGGCGAAGCCCCGUACUCACUCUUGCCACGACCGGCUCCGCCAGCUUCCUCGUACUAUUCACCUUACCAACCACCAACUGCGCCAGCACCUACCUAUCCUCUCCAGUUUACGCAACCUGCGCAGUCUGGCGCCUUUGGCUCCCAAUUUCUCUCUUCGCAACUACAGGUUGCCGCCGCUGUACAACAGAUGCAACAACAAUAUAGAGCGCCUUUACAACAACAGUAUCCUCCGCCGCAACCACAGCCUCGUUUACCCCCUCAACAACAAUUGAAGAGUCCUCUUCACGAGCAUGCCAAUGGAUUCGCGCCACUUUGCGAUGCAGCGUCACCGACUCCGAAAGGUGGUGGAAAACCGCAAAAGCCGCCACAUUCUCCACCGCAACACAAGUAUCACGCCCCGCCUCAGCAUCCACCGCCGGCACACACACCCCAUCAACACCAUCAACAACAGAUGGUGAGCGGCGGCAACAACGGGCGUUGCGGCGGGGGCGGGGGCGGAGCGGCAGGAGUCAUGACUCGCGGCGGAGGUCCUGCCCCGCGCUACCCAGCGCCUAUACAGCGCCCCCAUGCGCCAGCACUGCCGCUGUAUCGCGCACCACAACAGCGACCUCACCAUGCUCAGCCGCGCCCCAAUCUCUACUAUCAUCAUCCUCAGCGAAACGGAGGCGGCGGAAACGAGCGCGCGCCCGAGAAUACGGAACCGACCGCCGGCGGUGAGGAGAGCGGCGACCCGGCACCGCCGGCGGAGGUGCAGACCGUGCCCCCGCCGGAGGUCAAAGCGGAGUGAGCGAGCGUUUCGCCUGCCGCGAUUUGCCCUUUCGCUUCUCGCGGACGCUUUCUAUUGCGUCCCGGGAACUCGCCGAAUUUAGGUUUCCGAUAUUUUUAUUAGGACGUAAAUUAUGAAAGUGAUCGUGAGCCGGUCGAGUCGCGUGCGUGUACAUACUAUGUCCGGCGGCUAUCGGCCGGCUCCAGGACGUGGCACUAUGACGCCGUGAGUCGGGUGACCUACUAGUGAAUGUGUAGCGACGAUUUUGUGGAGGAAAUGUCGAUGCAAUAUAAUGAGUAAUAAUGUAAUCUGGAGUGAUACAAACCGAUCACCUUUCGGCUCUAAAGUGGACCGCCGCGCGGUCACACUCCAUGUAUCAUAAUCAAUUAUUAAAUAUGCGAAUAAAAUUAUUAUGACCAA
Molecule: messenger RNA, 6755 nt
Organism: Bombyx mandarina (wild silkworm)
Lineage: Eukaryota; Metazoa; Arthropoda; Insecta; Lepidoptera; Bombycidae
Gene: nocte
Product: no circadian temperature entrainment
Biological process (GO): cell differentiation
Source: RefSeq, a predicted model, not a curated record